AUGAAGAAUGCCUUUAGUCGACAUGGAAUCCGAGAUAUCAUAGUUACCGACAACGGACCACAGUUCGCCUCUGCAGAGUUCAACAAGUUUGCGGCUACAUGGGGAUUCGAUCACAUAUCUUCAUCACCUCGGUACGCCCAGUCAAAUGGCGAAUCGGAACGAGCCGUCGAGACAAUAAAGAACUUUCUGAAGAAGUGCGAUGACGAGUACCUCGCUCUUCUAAGCUGCAGAAACACACCGCUUCACAACGGAUAUUCUCCCUCACAGCUAAGUAUGGGUCGCAAACUAAAAACGAGAGUACCGUGCCACCCUGACGAGUUGAAACCUCAACUCCCAGACAAUGAUGUAGUGAGAAAGAGAGAACAGAAGACAAAUGCGGGAAGACUAUGA
Nematostella vectensis (starlet sea anemone) is the source of this 390-nucleotide messenger RNA. RefSeq lists its product as uncharacterized. Gene Ontology annotation, molecular function: nucleic acid binding. Gene Ontology annotation, biological process: DNA integration. The transcript has a single exon. Lineage: Eukaryota; Metazoa; Cnidaria; Anthozoa; Actiniaria; Edwardsiidae. Bases 1 to 390 code for a protein of 129 amino acids. The record is from RefSeq and is a predicted model, not a curated record.